AUGACGUUGAGGAUAAAGCAGCUGGCUCCAGAGCAAUGGUGCAAAGUAGCAAAAACUUUUGGCAUUAUAAAGCUGUUCCAUAUUCAGCCGAUGUUUGGUUGCUUGCAACCUGGGCAGUCUGAAGUGGUAACGUUUACUUUCUACGGCUACCCCCACGUAACAAGCAAUCUGAAAGCCAUUUGCUCAGUGGAGGGUGGCCCUGAUUAUGAGUUGGUGCUCAAAGGAGAAGCAGACGUGGUUGUGUACGAGUUCGAUACAAAACUUCUCAACUAUGGAAUUGUGCAUUACUUUGAAUUGGCUGAGGGUCAGAUUGUUCUCAGAAACAAGAGCAAGUUGACACUGGACUUCAUAGUGCACAAUUGCAUAGAUAAUUUGUAUGCAUGUGUUCUUGAAAGACUUCUUACUACUUUGACUCUAAUUCCUUAUUACUCGAAUUUUUAUGAAGUCUCUUAUGUUGGUCUGGGCUAA
Messenger RNA from Helobdella robusta, 468 nucleotides. RefSeq lists its product as hypothetical. Bases 1 to 468 code for a protein of 155 amino acids. Lineage: Eukaryota; Metazoa; Annelida; Clitellata; Rhynchobdellida; Glossiphoniidae. The record is from RefSeq and is a predicted model, not a curated record. The transcript is spliced from 5 exons. Gene Ontology annotation, cellular component: axoneme. Gene Ontology annotation, biological process: axonemal central apparatus assembly; cilium movement.